CACAAACAACGCUAUCAAGCACGCAUUAAGUUGUUUAUUUCGUUUAUAAUUUGUAAUUAAAAAAAGCGCUAUGGAGGGUUUUGAUGAUGCCGGUGUGUUUUUCUCUGAUAACUUUGGUAAUGACCAGCAGCCGGAUGGAGCGCAAAUUAAUUUGCAAGCCGUGAAGAAAAAGUACAAAGAGUUUAUUCGCACAUUCAAUGAAGACAACUUUUUCUAUAAGUAUAGAGAUACGCUGAAGCGAAACUAUCUUAAUGGACGCUACUUUUUGGAGAUUGAAAUGGAAGACUUGGUGGGCUUUGAUGAAACGCUUGCCGAUAAGCUAAAUAAGCAGCCGACUGAGCAUCUGCAAAUCUUGGAGGAGGCUGCUAGAGAGGUAGCUGAUGAGAUAACAGCACCGCGUCCUGAGCAUGAGGAGCACAUGCACGAUAUACAAAUACUGCUGAGUUCCAGUUCAAAUGCUACAAACAUACGUGAAUUGAAGUCGGAUAGUGUAUCGCGUUUGGUUAAAAUUGGCGGCAUAAUUGUGUCAGCAUCGGGUAUACAAGCGAAGGCGACGCGCAUGUCGAUCAUGUGCCGCUCGUGUAGUACUAUUAUACCCAAUCUUAAAGUCAAUCCCGGCUUGGAAGGAUAUGCACUACCACGCAAAUGUAAUGCUGAACAAGCUGGCAGACCAAAGUGCCCGCUGGAUCCGUUUUUCAUAAUGCCAGAUAAAUGUAAAUGCGUUGAUUUCCAAACGCUCAAGUUGCAAGAGCUGCCAGACUUUGUACCACAAGGCGAGAUUCCAAGACAUUUACAAUUGUUUUGCGAUCGCUCGCUUUGCGAACGUGUUGUACCAGGUAACCGUGUACUUAUCCAGGGUAUCUAUUCCAUUCGCAAAGUCGGCCGACCUACCCGUCAAGAUGGCCGUGAAAAGGCCGUACAAGGCGUGCGGGCGCCAUACAUGCGAGUUGUUGGUAUAACUGUCGAUGCAGAGGGUGCCGGAGCUAUUUCGCGCUACAGUAAUAUUACUACAGACGAGGAGGAAAACUUCCGUCGCAUGGCAGCAUCUGGGGACGUUUACGACCGCCUUUCAAAAUCUCUGGCACCUAGCAUUUUUGGCUCUACCGAUAUUAAAAAAGCCAUCACAUGUAUGCUGUUUGGUGGGUCCCGCAAAAGGCUACCCGAUGGUCUUUGCCGUCGUGGUGACAUUAAUGUUUUGAUGUUGGGCGAUCCAGGUACCGCUAAGUCGCAGCUGCUCAAAUUUGUUGAAAAGGUGGCUCCUAUUGGUGUGUACACUUCUGGCAAAGGUUCCAGCGCUGCUGGUCUUACAGCUUCUGUAAUGAAAGAUCCACACACACGCAAUUUUGUUAUGGAAGGAGGCGCUAUGGUUUUAGCUGACGGCGGUGUUGUUUGCAUUGAUGAAUUUGAUAAGAUGCGCGAGGAUGACCGCGUUGCCAUACACGAAGCAAUGGAACAGCAAACCAUAUCAAUUGCCAAAGCUGGCAUAACAACAACGUUGAACUCUCGCUGCUCAGUGCUAGCAGCGGCCAACUCUAUAUUUGGUAGAUGGGAUGAUACGAAGGGCGAAGAGAAUAUUGACUUUAUGCCAACUAUUCUGUCAAGAUUCGACAUGAUCUUCAUUGUAAAAGAUGUACACGAUGAGGUGCGCGAUAUUACUAUAGCAAAGCAUAUUAUCAAUGUGCAUUUAAGCUCGAACAAGUCGGCACCAUCUGAGCCAGCCGAAGGUGAAAUAUCCUUGUCUACCUUUAAGAAGUAUAUUCACUAUUGUCGCACCCAUUGUGGUCCGCGUCUCAGUGAGGCUGCAGGAGAAAAACUAAAAAGUCGUUACGUUUUAAUGCGCACUGGGGCCGGACAGCAUGAGAAGUCUGCGGACAAACGUAACACUAUUCCGAUUACAGUACGUCAGCUGGAAGCUGUUAUACGCAUUUCAGAGUCGUUGGCAAAAAUGCGUCUGCUGCCCUUUGCUGUAGAUGAGCACGUAAACGAAGCUCUGCGACUGUUCCAAGUGUCUACUUUAGAUGCAGCCAUGACUGGAAGCCUAGCUGGUGCCGAAGGUUUCACCACUGAGGAAGAUCAAGAAACCCUAAAUCGUAUUGAAAAACAGUUGAAGCGACGCUUUGCUAUUGGCUCUCAAGUAUCAGAACAAAAUAUAUUGCAGGACUUUUUGCGUCAGAAAUAUGACGAGCGCACGGUAAUGAAGGUAAUUCACACCAUGAUUCGUCGCGGAGAACUUCAACACAGAAUGCAGCGUAAAAUGUUGUAUCGCAUUUGUUAGGAAUCUGUUUUAUUACAUAUUUAUUGUCAUUUCUCAUAUACAUACAUUGU
Messenger RNA from Drosophila busckii, 2325 nucleotides. It is a transcript of the gene Mcm5, whose product is annotated as DNA replication licensing factor Mcm5. Bases 71 to 2275 code for a protein of 734 amino acids. Gene Ontology annotation, biological process: double-strand break repair via break-induced replication; DNA replication; DNA replication initiation. Lineage: Eukaryota; Metazoa; Arthropoda; Insecta; Diptera; Drosophilidae. Gene Ontology annotation, cellular component: nucleus; MCM complex. Gene Ontology annotation, molecular function: ATP binding; single-stranded DNA binding; single-stranded DNA helicase activity. The record is from RefSeq and is a predicted model, not a curated record. The transcript has 4 exons.